GCUCGCCGACCGCGCGGUCUAACGGAGAGACGCUUUCUCUUUUAUUUUUCCCCCAUUGACGACGCUGCGUGCGCGUCUCUCCCGCAAGAAACAACAACAACAAUAAGAAUAAGAACUGUGAACGGUGCAUAAAUAAAACACACGAAAAUAUACAUAUGUAUAUAUUUGCUAGGCAUUUAGAAUUAAUGCACAAAAAAAAAGAAACGCCACAAAAAAAAGAAAACAAAACAAACAAACGAAGUGAUGACAGCCAAAAGUAAUAACAGUACUUAAAUCGCGGCACAAGAACGUAAACACAAAAUCGUGUGUAAAGUGAAUUCCAUGGGAAAAAGACGAGAAGAAGAGUACAAGAAGUACAAGAACAACAGCAUGAGGACGCCGACAGCGACGCCGGCAGAGGCAGCGGCAGUGGCAGCAGCAGCGGCAGCGGUCGAGACAAUUCGAAUUUCUUUGGAUGCUGAUGGACUAACGGUGCUUUAGUGGUUGUUUGCGUGUGUGUGUGUGUGAGUGUGCGUGUAAAGUAAAGCGGAAAACAGCAGAAACUGAAUGUGCAACCGAAGCAAGGCAGCGUAAAAUAAAAACCAUAAAGUAUAACAAGAGCGGUGGAGGGAUCGGUGAAAAGCGUUAACCGAAGCCAAGAAAAAAUUAAAACCGAAAACCAACAUCAAAAGUUGCCAACUUUUUUUGCGACCGCAGCAGCCGAAGAAGCAGCGGCGUCAGCAGCGACGCCCGACUGCAGCCAGCGUCGCGCUGGCAACAACAAAUUGCGAUGCCUGGACUUGUGGUCUUCAGACGUCGCUGGUCUGUGGGCUCUGAUGAUCUCGUGGUGCCGGGCGCAUUUCUCCUGACGAUUCAUUUUAUAUGUUUUGUGAUUGUUAGCGUCUCGUUGGUUAUCUUUGAGUAUAAUACACAAAUUUUAAGCGUAAAAUUAUUGUUCUACCAUCUAAUAGGCUACUUGUUGAUACUAUUUUUUUCAAUAUGUGUAGAAAUAGGUAUAUGUGUGAUCUCGAUGCGUGGCAGUAUUCUAGAUGCCGAGGCGCGCAACUCUAUCAACAUCUGGAUAUAUCUCAAGAGCUUGGUAAUACUGUUCGAUAUUGCCUGGCUGGCGGUGGGCUCCGUUUGGCUGGGGCAUUACUACACCACCGCACCCAUCGAUGAUCCCAAAAAGGUCUACAUUGCCAUUAUCAUCUGCAAUUGGGCUCUGGUGGUGAUCACCCUCAUCACUAUAUGGUGCACUUUCGAUGCUGCCGGAAGAUCCUGGGUGAAGAUGAAGAAGUACCAGAGAUCAAUGCGCGAAACGGAGUCUCGAUUCAACUAUAAAAGAAGCAACAGUAUGAACCGUAACUGGCGGCAAAGAAAAGUGAUGCGAGCCUACCAGGACAGCUGGGACCAUCGCUGCCGUCUGCUUUUCUGCUGCAUGGGCUCCUCGGAACGCAACCGGAACUCAUUCACCGACAUUGCCCGCCUGCUGAGCGAUUUCUUCCGGGAACUGGACGUGGUGCCAUCGGAUGUGGUUGCCGGUCUCGUCCUGCUACGCAAAUUCCAGCGGCUGGAACGCGAGGCCAUCGUGCGGCAGCGCAAGAAUGGGACCUACGAGUUCCUCAGCGGCGUACCCAUCACGGAACGUACCCAGUUCCUAGCACUCAACGAUGCCAAAAACUACGACUUCUUUCAGACGGUCAUCCACUACAUGUACUAUGCCCAGGGCGCCUACGGCUGGCCCAUGUACGUGAUCAACAAUCGAACCAAGAUGUGGCAUUUGGUGCCGGAACUAAAAUGCUUUGGCUGCUGUUGCGGCAGUAGCGAUGAUACGGAGGUUAUCCGGGACAAUUGCUGCCUGUGCAACUACGCGGCGCUGAAAAAGACGCUCCAGAUGGGCGACAUCGACAUCGUCUAUGCCACCUACCACGUGGACGUGGGCGAGACGCCCUUCUUUGUGGCCGUCGACUACACCCAUCGGGCGGUGGUGAUCAGCAUACGUGGCACCCUCGGCAUGAAGGACAUCCUCACGGAUCUGAAUGCCGAGGGCGAAGUUCUGCCGCUGCAGCCGCCGCGUGACGAUUGGCUGGCCCACAAGGGCAUGGUGCAGGCGGCGAUCUAUAUACGCAACAAGCUGCAGGAGGAGAACCUCAUCGAGAGGGCACUGCAGCGGAAUCCCGAUCGCCAGACGCACACCUUUGACCUGGUCCUGGUCGGUCACUCCCUGGGCGCCGGCACGGCGGCCAUACUUGCCAUACUCCUGAAGCCUGAACAUCCGACGCUCCAGUGCUUCAGUUACUCUCCGCCCGGUGGUCUGCUCAGUAUGCCCGCCGUGGAGUACUCCAAGUCGUUCAUCACCUCGGUGGUGCUGGGCAAGGACGUGGUGCCGCGCAUCGGUCUCAAUCAAAUGGAAGCCUUGCGAGCGGACCUCAUCAAUGCCAUUCAGCGCAGUGUGGAUCCCAAGUGGAAGACCAUUUCCUGUUCGGUCAUCUGUUGUGGCUGUGGACCGGAGCCCACUUCUGUGGUCAACAUGUCCGGCCAGGACACGCACAUCAAUCAGUACCAGGAGGAGCGCGGCACUGCCCGUUCGACCAGCGCCCAUCCCACGGACAGCUCGAUAGCUUUAACCCUGCACCAGCCCUUAUAUCCGCCCGGUCGCAUCAUCCACAUAGUGCGACACCAUCCCAAACCCGACGAGCAAAAAUACGACAGUGGUUGGAGGAAUGUGCUGAAGAAUCGGGAACCCGUAUACCAGGCCAUCUGGGCGGACUCCACGGACUUCGAUGAGGUGCUCAUCUCGCCGGUGAUGCUGCAGGAUCACAUGCCCGACAAGAUCCUCGCCGCCCUGAAGAAGGUCGUGUCUUGUAGAGAUCGAACCGUAAAGGCAUGUACCACUCGUAGACGUAAUGAUAACACGACAAUAACUACAACUACAACAGUUACAACAACAACUACGACAACACAAAAUACAGAUACCAGUGGGCCACGCAAGCCCCAGCGCCAGACCUCCAAUGCAUUCUCCACCGGAUCGAACGAAGCCCACGAUCACGAUGCGGAACUGGAGCCGCCCCAUUGCAGCGGUCAAAGGGAGACGACGACGAAUGGCACGAUGAGAUUCGACCCCGAAACGGAUCCCAACCAGAUGCGAUCCUCGAUGUCGCAGUCGCAACACUGCAAGCGGCCCUCGCAAAGUUCCUACACGAACCUGAGCAACUGCCUCGUCCUGACGCCGACUACGCAGCACAAGCUGUGCCUGGAGACGUCCUUCACCAACGGCUCCGCCCCGCACCAACCAGCUCCACAGCAGCGCCUGGCCUCGGCGGCCUCGUCGCUCCUAAGCUCGGCCACCACGCCGUACGACAUAUCAAGUGCUCUGGACGACAGCCUGGCCACGGUGGCCCUGCGCCAGAGUCCCUCGCUGAUCAGCGCCGAGACGACGGCCACCGUAAUUGGUAAUAAUCCCGAGACGGAUGUGGACCCCGAACCCAUGGCAGAGAUGGCCAUGCCGCGCCUCAAGGCGGUGGCCUUCGAUAUGGCCCUGACUCCACCGCCUUUGCUGCCGGAGAGGUCCCUGCUCGGGCGCCAGCAUUCCGAGAAGAAGCCACGUUCCCUGCCGCUGGCACAAGUCCAGGCCCUUCGCCGCGCUUCGGAUGCGGGCGCAGUGCCUGGUGUGGAUCUUCUGCACGACGACUGGUAUGGUCUGGCCCCGCUGGCCAGUCCCGAGACGCUCUCCGAGAUCUCCAGCGUCUCCUCGCGCACCAGUGUGCCCAUCAGUCUGGCCAACAGCAUUGAGCGCUAUCUGCAGCACAUGGGCGUGGGCAUGGGUGCACCCAAAGUGCCGCUGGAGGACAUCUUCGAGUCGCAGCUGCACACGCCCAAGGUGAUGAGGCGGGCGCCCAAGUUUAGCGAGAAUCUGGCCGGCUGUGCGGAGGACACCAGGAACCUAGAUCAGUACAAACGGAUGGGACGUGUGUUCAUCACCUUUCCGCGCAUCUUUCCAGAUCAAUCUCCAGCUGCCCAUAGCCUGGACUCCAGCGACGAUAGCUUUGAGUCGGCCUCGGCGCACAGUCUUCAGCGUUUGCAGCUGCCGCAUGGCUCCAAUGCGGUCCAGAGUUCCAAGUCCGCCGAUCCGCUGGACGGGAUGGGGGAUCGAGAUCGGGAUCAGCUGGCGUCGAGGCAAACGCAGCCGGCCAAGAAGUUGACCUUCAGCGACAGCGAUAUCCUUUCGGAUGCGGACUGCCUGCGGCUGUGUCCCUACUGCCCCUGCGAUCGGGAUGUCCAGCGUGGCUGCUGCACUCGCUCCGAGCACGCCAGGUGCGCCAAUGAGAUGUCCGAGGGGCAAGGAGGUCAGGGCGCCAUGGGAUUGGGCUCCACCGACACUAGUUUCUACAGUGCCAGCUCGUCGCUGGAACAGUUUGCCACGCCGGCCAGGCAGAAUGGUGGCCCCCACCUGGAGGAGAUUAUCAUGCGUCCCGGCGUCCUGGAGUCCCAUUUUCCCGUUCUCGGCGCUGGCAGUGUGAUGGAGACCCCUGCCCUGGUCGCACCCGCCUCACCAUCUCCGCUGAGCAAUGGCAAGCGACCGGAUGUGGUGGGUGGCCGGGUGAGGAAGCGCCUCUCCUCCGAGGAGUUCGUCUUCACCAGGGCCGAGGACAUGGUGCCCAGCCUAGUACAAAUGGGUGAUAGGAGCUCCGGCUCUCCGGCGAAUCGCAGGCGGGGCAAGGCCUGUGUCUAUCCGGCCGGGAACAGUCUCCGCUUGGAUGCAGCUGCCGGCGCAGCCAAUGCUGCAGUUGCCACCGCAUCGCCCACGUCCAUUAGCAAAUUUACCCGAUCCCGUGUGGCCGCUGGAGGAUCGGCAGCCAAGCAGGCCGCCGCCAAUAACGAAAGUAACGUUUAAUAGUUCUAAGUUGUAAGCAGUACCUUACCCGGACCGAGCGAUCGAUGAUGCUUGAAACUCGAAACUCAAAUCUCGAAACUCUUAACUCGUGACACUUGUAAUCCCGACCCAAAAUCGGUACAAUUAUGCCGUUUGCCAUUGCUUUCACACAAGCGAUCCACAAAGUCAGUUGAUUAUAAAAAAAAAGAAAAGAAACUAACAUUUUGCAUACCGAUUACCUAAGGAACAACAUUUAGCGUUAACACGGGCGUUUACUAUUAAAUAAAUGCAAUAUAUAUAUAUAUUUUUUUUUGUGCAGCCAAACCCUAAGCGACGACAAAUUUUAAUAAAACGUUUUAAAAAAUGAUA
This is a messenger RNA of Drosophila subpulchrella, 5221 nucleotides long. It is a transcript of the gene inaE, whose product is annotated as diacylglycerol lipase-alpha. Gene Ontology annotation, cellular component: postsynaptic membrane; dendrite membrane. The transcript is spliced from 16 exons. The coding region runs from base 770 to 4873 and encodes 1367 amino acids. The record is from RefSeq and is a predicted model, not a curated record. NCBI's taxonomy places the organism in Eukaryota, Metazoa, Arthropoda, Insecta, Diptera, Drosophilidae. Gene Ontology annotation, biological process: lipid metabolic process.